This is a messenger RNA of Alternaria infectoria, 1422 nucleotides long. RefSeq lists its product as uncharacterized. The coding region runs from base 1 to 1422 and encodes 473 amino acids. The transcript is spliced from 2 exons. Lineage: Eukaryota; Fungi; Ascomycota; Dothideomycetes; Pleosporales; Pleosporaceae. The record is from RefSeq and is a predicted model, not a curated record.
AUGUCUGAGGACACAACCACCACCGCCGCCACACCAAACCCAUUCCCCUUCCUACGCCUCCCCCUAGAACUCCGCGAACAAAUCUACUCCAUCUACUUCACGCCCGCCGAUCACCUAGUCCGCAGCGAGGAACUAGAAGCGAAAGGCUUCUAUGGCGGCGUCUACCAAUGGGACUUCAACCUCUGGCUCGCGAACAAACAAAUCUACGCCGAAGCGAAGACAGUAUGGAGACGAGAAAACGUCUUUGUCAAGAUUGCUACUCCUUGGCCGAGCGCGGUUAACCACAUUUCCUCCGAGGGUCUUGUGCCGAUUGUUUGCACGGAUGCGCGCGCCGAUGCGUUUAACGAUUUCCAUGCUGUUGUGCAGAUUACCGCGCCGUUCCAUGGCGAAGUACCUGAGCAUAUGGUUGUGAUGCUGGUGGACGAUCUGCCCUUAUUCACGAAGACGUGGUAUUACAGCGCGUUGUCUUACCCUAUGCUCAACGAGCGGCUAUCUACCACGUUCGUUCUGCGGGAUCCGUAUGCCGAGAAUGGCGAGGCAGUCAUAGGGGAAGAACAGCAAGACCACAACAUCCCCCUCCCUCUCCAACGCAAGCUCCUCCUCCCAUUCGAACACGUCAAAGGUCUCAGCAGCACCCACAUCCACGGCUACGACCCCGUCGUCCGCGAAGAACUCGCCCGCCUCCAAGCCAUCCCCAUACCCACACUUCGCCAAUCCGUCGAAGACGCAACAGACCACAUGCUAGCCGGCGACGUCCUCCUCGCCUCCGCGACACCCUCACCCACCAACACCCUCACCGCCGACGAAAAGCACGCCGCCGCCCAACAAGCCCUCGACCUCUACAACAAAGCCUUCCACUCCAUCCACAUCCUCAUCUCCGGCCGCACCCGCCGCGUCCUCGCCGACGACUUCUUCCACGAAGCCAUAACCACGGGUCGUUACGCCGGCCAAACCGGCAUAACUAUCCGCGUCGUCCUGCGCCUCAAACUCGUUUCCCGUACCAUCGCCGCCUACAACGCCCUCGGCCAGUACGCCGAAGCCGCCUUUUGGGGUUUCCGCAGCAUAAAAAUCUUGCAAGAGAGUCUAAACCCCGAUUUCGAACACUUCUUGACGGAGUUUCUGGAGGGCAGCGAUGUAGGUUGGAUUUACGUGAGGGCUGGAUUGGCGUUUUGGCAGAUGGAGAGGGAUAGGGAAGCUUGGAUGGGCGAGUGGAUCGGGUAUGCGGAGGAGCCGUUGGCGGGGAGUGAGAGGUUGUGGCAAGAGGCGAGGCGGUAUGUUAAGAGUGCUGCGAGGGACGGGGUUAGGAAGGAGUUGCAGGGGUAUGGGGUGCCGGGGGUUUAUCUCAUGUUUGGCGACUUUAAGAGUAGAGAGGAGGCGGAAAGUAUGGUUGCGGAUGAUGGGAGUAGUACGAGUGAGGAGUGA